CAAACUUUACUCCUCCUUUUUCUCUCAACACUCAAGCUCUGAGAACGACGGUGGUCUUCGUCAAUGGCAUCGUCUUCUUCAUCUUCAGGUGAAUUUGGUGUUAAUGGUAUCCAUGUUGCUGCCUUUCUCGGAGACCUGCCCCUGUUCAAGAGGCUGGCUGACGAGUAUCAGAGAUUAGGUCCAAAAAUUGAGAGCAUAAGAGAUGAGGAUGAUCAUACCGUUUUGCACUGUGCGGCAGCCGGAGGAAGAACUCAGGUUUGCGAGUAUAUUGUGGAGGAACUAAAGCUUGACAUUGACGUGAAGGAUAUAGAUGACUUGACUCCUUUACAUACUGCAAUUUUGAGGGGACACUUUCUUACGGCUGUUUAUCUUAUUGAGAAUGGUGCAGAUCUGAAUGCUGCAACUUGCUUGCAGCGAACCCCUGUGCAUUACGCUGCAAGACUUGGACCUGAGGAACUUCUAAAGCUUUUAAUCAUGAAGGGUGCUGACGUCAAUGCGGUGGCUGAUAUUGGCACACCAUUGGUAGAUGCAGCAUAUUGGGGCAAAAAAGGAUUUGUUAGAACUCUGCUGGAUAACAACGCUGAUCCAAAUGCAAUCUCAUAUGGUUUGACAUCUCCAUUGCUGGCUUCUAUCGAAACUCGAUCAAUUGAAUGUGUUAAGUUGCUGCUUAAGGCAGGAGCUGAUCCAAAUCUUUCUGGUUCUAAAGUACUCAUACCUUUAGUAGUUGCUGCUCGUCGAGAGGACAAAGAAAUUAUUAAAUGCUUGUUGAAUGCUGGAGCUGAUCCAAAUGUAACUAACAAUUCAGGGAUGACACCAAUUGAAGUUGCAGCAUCCCGUUCUUUUCUUGAGGGUGUCAAGAUUUUCUUUCCAGUGACUUCUCCUAUUCCAGCUAUUCCAGACUGGAGCAUUGCUGGACUAAUCAAGCACGUUUGCUCUGAUAAGGCUAAAGAAGAGAGGAAGCAGAAGUUGGAGGAACAUAUUUUGCUGUCAAAAUCAAAAGGACUAGAGGCUUUCAACAGGAAGGAUUAUUAUGGUGCAAUAAAGUGGUACAGCGAGGUGUAUCUUUCCAAUAACGAUGCAAAAAUGUUAUCCAACCGAAGCUUGUGUUGGAUCCGCUUGAAUGAGGGAGGGCUUGCAUUACAAGAAGCUGAAAAUUGCAUUAAACGGAGGCCUGACUGGCCAAAGGCACACUACAGGAAAGGUGCAGCGAUGAUGCUAUUGAAAGAUUACAAGAGAGCCAUGGAUGCCUUCUCUAUCGGUCUGAAGUUGGCUCCUAAAAACAAGGAGCUUGAACAUGCUUUAAGGGAAGCAAUGGAAGCCAAGCUUAAGGAACAGCAUUUAUCUGGAAAAUAAGAUUGCUUGGCUUGGCUUGGCUUGGCUUGGCUUGCAUGUUUUUCCCUAGUUGGUAUUCCACUUUAUCAAUAUGAUGAAUGGAAGGAAGAUGAAAACUACUAUGGUGAAAACUUUUUUCAAGUAUCUUUUGGUUAGGGGUUGUCUGUAAUGUGUUGUGCGGCACUUGUGGUCUUUCUUCUUUUUUUUCUUUUUUUUUUUUUUCUUUUUUGAGAAAAAGCUAUUAUAUUGAUAAUGAAGCAAACAAUUACAA
Molecule: messenger RNA, 1603 nt
Organism: Rubroshorea leprosula
Lineage: Eukaryota; Viridiplantae; Streptophyta; Magnoliopsida; Malvales; Dipterocarpaceae
Source: the annotation of a GenBank genome assembly